AUGGACUUCUACUGGACUGUACGCAGUCUGUGGCCAGAGGUCAGACCUCUGAUCUAUCAACAGAAAAACCUACAGGAGGUGAUGGACAAACUGCAAGACAGGAUCCUGGAGGAGACUGAGCCUUUCCAGAGCAGCGUGUCCCUGCAACCAGGUUCCUACCAGCUGCAGAAAGAGGGAGAGUCCUUUGGCCUGACGCUGGACACACACGGCUUCUCUCCAGAGGAGCUGUCUGUCAGACAGGUGGGCAGGAAGCUGACAGUCAGUGGGAAGUCAUAG
This is a messenger RNA of Cololabis saira (Pacific saury), 276 nucleotides long. RefSeq names its product heat shock protein 30-like. The coding region runs from base 1 to 276 and encodes 91 amino acids. Lineage: Eukaryota; Metazoa; Chordata; Actinopteri; Beloniformes; Belonidae. The record is from RefSeq and is a predicted model, not a curated record. The transcript has a single exon.